Messenger RNA from Diaporthe batatas, 1701 nucleotides. RefSeq lists its product as uncharacterized. Gene Ontology annotation, biological process: transmembrane transport. The transcript has 7 exons. Gene Ontology annotation, molecular function: transmembrane transporter activity. The coding region runs from base 1 to 1701 and encodes 566 amino acids. NCBI's taxonomy places the organism in Eukaryota, Fungi, Ascomycota, Sordariomycetes, Diaporthales, Diaporthaceae. The record is from RefSeq and is a predicted model, not a curated record.
AUGGCUCCUUCCAGUGAAAAGAGUGCUGGCGAGAGCGAGAGCAAACACGUCCAAGAGAAUGUCGAGUUUGCCAGGCAGACAUCCACCGAUGAAGAAUCUCAUCGGGAGCUUCCCAUGUCGAAGAGGAAGCUCAUGGCCCUCGUCGCGCAAGCAUUCCUCUGGACUGGCUCUCAGAUUCCUGUCUACCUGCUCGGUGCCGUCCCGCCGUACAUUUACCGUGACAUUGGCGGCCAUGACCGUUGGAUCUGGUUGGUGCUCGCCAAUUUGCUCUCGCUGGCCGCAGUCUGCCCCUUCGUGGGGUCGCUCUCAGACCUGUUCGGCCGCCGAUACGUCGCGAUCUCAGGCGCCGCCUUUAUUGUUCUUGGAAUGAUCAUCGUAUCUACUGCACAGACGAUGAAUAUUGUGAUCGGAGGGAUGACCUUCGCUGGAAUUGGCGCUGGAAUCAACGAAUUGACUGCCCUUGCCGCCACCUCAGAGCUUGCACCCACUGCAAAGCGCGGCAAAUACGUCGGCAUCUUGGUCUUCACCAUCGUACCGUUCUGUCCUUCGGUAUUGUAUGGCCAGCUCAUCGCCUAUUACUCGUCUUGGAGAUGGAUUGGUUUUCUUUGUGCGGUGUGGGCAUUCAUCGGCUUAGUUCUUACUGCAGUCUUCUACUUCCCACCUGCCCCGGCCAACCUAAAUGCUACAACUCGCCGCGAGAUAUUGAGACAGAUCGAUGUUGUUGGGGGCCUAUUGAGUAUAUCUGGAAUGAUUCUGUUCAUGGCUGGAUUGCAGUGGGGCGGUUACAUCUACCCGUGGACAUCCGUUCACGUUCUUGUACCUCUUCUACUUGGCGUGGCCCUUCUCAUUGGCUUUGUCAUCUGGGAAGGCUGGUUUGCGAAGUAUCCGAUGUUCCCUCGAAGAAUCAACCAGGCGCCAAGAAUCCUCACGCUUACGUUGAUAAUCACGGCUAUCUCGGGGGCCAAUUUCUUCAGCAUUUUGAUGUUUUGGCCCACGCAGUCAUUCAACGUAUACGGCCAUGACCCGAUCGACGUCGGCAUUCGAGGUAUCCCGGUCGGCUUCGCAAUUAUGACCGGUGCCGUUGUCGUCCUGGUGCUUCUAUCGGUCUUCCGGGGUGCCAACAGGAUGUUGAUGGUCAUCUCGUCUAUCUUGAUGACCGCUGGUUGCGGCGCCAUGGCUAUCGGACGUGUUGAUAACAUGUACCAGCUUUGGGGGAUCCUCGUGCUCGCAGGUCUGGGUAUUGGAGGUAUCGUGGUGCCGGCCUCAAUCAUUACCAUGAUUAUCUGCCCUGACGAUCUGAUUGCAACCGUUGCCGCAUUGACCCUCAGCAUUCGUGUCAUCGGAGGCAGUAUCGGGUACUGCAUCUAUUACAACAUCUUCAUCAACAAGUUCACACCCAAAGCUAUAGAAUAUAUUGGCGGAACAAUGGUUGUGGGAGGUAUCACGGACAAGCAAACCAUUGGGGAAGUCAUUGCUCUGACCGGGGCGGCUCUGCUCGAACAAAUCAAGACGAUCCCGGGAAUUGCAGGCAAUGACGUGUUGUACACUGCCAUCGUGAAUGCAGGUCAGAUCGCGUAUGCCGAGUCAUACGCCUACGUUUACUAUGCCAGCAUCGCUUUCGGGGCUAUAUCUAUCGUAGCAGCGGCUUUCCUUGGUGAUAUAAAUGCAUACAUGACGGAUAAGGUCGCUGUUGUCAUGUAA